CUAAAGGAAAUGCAUUAACACAACACAUGUCUUUUAUGUCUCUUCAAUUUUCUUCCUGAUUAUCUUGAAUCAAUAAUGAUCGAUUACAAAAAAUUACCCAGAAAUCACAAAUAAUUGUACAACAGAUAGGAAGUAAAUAGUCGAAAUCAAAAGUAAUAACCAAAAAUUGCGUAAUUGUAACAGCUUAACAAGCUCACUGAUACAGAAACAAACGGUAGCACACGCUUGGUAAGUUGCAGGGAGGCGAAAGCGUUAGCUUACACUUUCUAUAAAAAGCCGUUAUACCCGCAUCGGAGCAUCCAGUUGAGUUGUUCUCCACAUACGAUGACGAAGUUGCUGAAAAACCUUACGAUUCUUCUUUUGGCAAUUGCCGUGGUUUCUGCUGAAAAUAAUCAACAAGAACCAAAACCGGUUGAAGAACAAAAGAAAGAAAAGCGUGGGUUGGAUUUAGGUGAUUUUGGUCACGAUUUUGGGGGAGGUGAUAUUGGUGGUGGUGGUGAAGAUCAUUUUGGAGGUGGUGAUUUUGGAGGAGGUGGAGAUGAACAUGAUUUCGGUGGAGAGGAUCACGGCCAUCACGAACACGUUAAAACAGUAACAGUGUAUAAGAAGGUGCCGUAUCCAGUGGAAAAAAAUGUUCCAGUUCCAGUUGAAAAAGUGGUUCACGUUCCUAUAAAGGUCCCUGUUCCGCAACCAUAUCCGGUUGAGAAAAAAGUACCCUACCCGGUUAAAGUUCCGGUAAAAGUACCUGUUCCAAUUCACAAACCUUACCCAGUAGAAAAAAUUGAGCAUUACCCAGUCAAAGUUCACGUCGAUAAACCAUAUCCAGUUAAAGUAAUUGUCCCCCAACCAAUUCCGGUUGAGAAAAAGAUUCCAGUUCCAUACAAAGUACCAGUUCCUCACCCUUAUCCAGUAGAAAAGAAAAUCCCCGUUCCAUAUAAAGUACCCGUACACAUCCCAAAACCAUAUCCAGUCGAAAAACUUGUUCAUUAUCCAGUUAAAGUUUUAGUUGACAGGCCAUAUCACGUUCACGUCCCUAAACCUUACCCAGUACAUGUUGAGAAAAAAAUAUCUUAUCCCGUAGAAAAACCCGUCCCAUAUCCAGUAAAAGUCCAUGUUGAUAGACCCAUCCCAUACCCAGUUGAAAAACCCAUCCCUUACCCAGUAAAAGUCCCAGUUCCAGCUCCAUUCCCAGUUGAAAAGAAAGUUCCAAUUCCAAUCGAUAAAGAAGUACCUUACGCAGUCAAAAUUCCUUACGAUAACCCAGUACCUUACACAGUCAUCAAAAAAGUACCCAUUGAAGUCAUCAAAAAAGUACCUUAUCCAGUCAAAGUACCUGUAGCCGUGCCAGUACACGAAGAACAACACGAAAUCGAGUCUCAUCAUGGCGGAGGAGAAGAAGAUCAUGGUGGAUAUUAUUAA
Onthophagus taurus is the source of this 1419-nucleotide messenger RNA. NCBI's taxonomy places the organism in Eukaryota, Metazoa, Arthropoda, Insecta, Coleoptera, Scarabaeidae. The record is from RefSeq and is a predicted model, not a curated record.